GUAUUUCGUGGGUUGAUGGAAAAUUAAUGGACUCCAUGAUUUUGGGUGUCACAAAAGUAUUGAAGUGGUGCACUAGGAUGGUAAUCCCACUAGUGUGGCCAACAAUGCUAGAAAAUUCAGUGGCUAAGGAGAGGAUGGUUCUGAGCCCAUCUUUGCCUAUUGAAGUGAGGGAUAAUGGAUUGGGAGUGAUUAACGAAUGUUUGACCACCGGUGAGGAUGGAAAUUUGGGCACUAAAAAUAGAAAGGUAUGUGAUGUUUCUCAAUUUCAAGGGGAUGUGGGUACUGAGAUGCUGCAUGGGGAUGAUAUCCCUGUGUGUUUGUUGAACAGGCAAAACUUCUCAUCUGCAUCAUCUUUUUUUUUGGUUGAUCAUUCAUAUAAGCGGAGAUGGAAACAAAAUUAUUUGGUGGAUGAUGAAAAUGGACUGUUUCGAGACAAAGAGCCACCUGACAAAGGCUUUAGCUCUGACCAAGAAAGCUCAAAGAAAUGGGUUGACAUGAUAGAGGAUUCAGGUGAUGAUGAAGCUCAAAGGCUCGCUUUGGUGAGUCACGUAGUAGAAGAAUCCUCAUACUCCAGUACUGGGUGUAGUCCCAGUGAGAAUACCGAUCUACCUUCUUUAUGA
Molecule: messenger RNA, 620 nt
Organism: Ilex paraguariensis (yerba mate)
Lineage: Eukaryota; Viridiplantae; Streptophyta; Magnoliopsida; Aquifoliales; Aquifoliaceae
Source: the annotation of a GenBank genome assembly